Molecule: messenger RNA, 10131 nt
Organism: Amoebophrya sp. A120
Lineage: Eukaryota; Dinophyceae; Syndiniales; Amoebophryaceae
Source: the annotation of a GenBank genome assembly
AUUUUUGAGAAUCAAUCGUUGUCGUACCUGCGAGAGACCGGUAGACAAAACGAAAAGCACUCGCACGGAAUUAAAGAAUACCGCCGGCCGCCGGGAUCCCGAUUGAAAUUGAACGUGAUCAUCGGGCUUGCUCGUGGAGGCGGAGGGGCCCCACGGCAGGUGAUCGGACGCGAUGAUGGCCAGAAAGUGCGGUCGGAGGGGUUGUGUGUUGGCCAAGGGCGCUUUUUCACGAAGCUAAGAGACAGCACGACUCGCAUGAUCGUCCCGAGCGGUUGUGGUUUCCAAUCUAGGAACGACGAGAAAUGAAGCAGCUGUUCCAGAUCGGACCCCAGUUUUUGGGGUCGGGUCGUGUGAUCUUCGCCUGGCAGCCCAGCGGGAACCUGGUCGCGGUUGUCGGGGAGGGACAGCGCAAUGUGUUCCUGUUUGACCGCACCGGGUCCGAGGUGGUGGCGGAAAUCGGAUUGAAGGCCCUCGGUGCGUCGGUCACCUUCCUGGAAUGGGACCCGGAUGGCGAGCUGCUUGCCAUUUUGCAGCAGGGAGAGCCGGCUGUCCUGCUGUACUCGGUGGCCACCCGGCGGACCGAGGUGUUAGAGGUGAGUUCCCGCGACCCGAGUUUCUUGACCUGGGGCAAGUCCGGAGUCACGCUCGCGAUUGGCACGGGCAAGGGCGGGCUGCUGCUGUACAACAAGCGAACGAUGAAGAAGCAAACCAUCCUGGGGAAGCACAGCAAGAAGAUCACGUCGGGCCAGUGGGCGUCGAUCUCUGGCGCCGCUGGUGGGCAAGGUAACAGUCCCGGUGGGGGGCAGGGUGGUCACAUCCUCGCUUUGGGGUCCGAAGACAAGAAUGUGACGAUUUCCAAGGAAGACGGGGACUCGCUGGAACAAACGCAGGUGCGCGCCGAGCCGGAGCAGCUGCAGUUUUGUUCGCCGGCGUCGACGUCCAGUACGUCCAGCAGCUCGUCCGGGGGUGCGCAAACAAACGUUUCGUUUUUGCAGAACAAAAAGAGCCUCGUCCUACUGAAUUGGAAGACGUCGCAGCUACAGGAGCAGACCUUCAGCGACAAGUUCGGCCAGAUAACAAGCUACGUCUGGUGCGGGUCAACAGCCAUCGUGGGGUUCGCGUCCGGCCACGUGUUCGUGCUCGAAAGUAUCGGGGGCCAGGCCAAGGUAUAGGUAGAAGAGUUCUACUUGCUUGGUUCCUUACCUUACAGAGUACAUACGAGUUGGUACAACUCGCGCAUCUACAUCGGCAACUUCGUAGUGAUUAUACAGGGAAACAUGUGUAGUUCGACGUGCUGUUUCCUUGCGAAGUAGUGAUCGACAUCAUCAAAAUGAUCACUACAGGAAGAGGUGAAGCUUCAUGGCGCAAGCGUAAACCAGCUGUCCGGCAGUGUGGACGGUCUGAAGGUCGCCUCUGCGUGCGGCGAAAAUGGGGAGAUCCGGUUUUUGGACGCCAGGAAUUGGCGGGAGCAGAAGAGCUCGCGGAUUCAGUUCCAGCCCGAGGGCCGCACGACGCAGCUGCACUGGAGCGACGAUGGGCAGCUGUUUACGUUCGCGACGUCCAAUGGCUACUUGUACUGCUACCUCGCGAAACUCACCAGUUUGUCCAGCGUGUGCGGCGACCGCCUCUGCUACCUUUCCAGUUUGAAGGAGAUUACCGUGGUCAGCGCCAAGAGCGUGAUCAAGAGCGCGGGCGCGCAGGGAGAGCUCCAACAAGGGAGCAAAAGUAGUAAAGUCACUUGCGCCGUGGAACCCAGCUUUCUCGCCCUGGGACCCCGUCACGUGUGCGCCGGCAUGAACAACCGCAUCUGGUUCUACGCCUUGGCCGACGGGCGCCAGGUUUUGGAACAGGAACAGGUCGGCACGAUCGAGGCCGUCGCACUGUCCAGCACGCACGCGGCGAUCUGGAUCGACGGAAAGGUGUCGCUGAACAAACUCCCCGGUAGUAGCUCCGGCUUUGAUCAUGCGAAUGUCGCGGGCGCGGGGGGAAGUGCGGGCGAGGAACAGAGCAUCUCGAGGAUAUUUCAGAAGAAGGCACUGGCCCCGAUGAUUGCCUCCGAUUUUCUGAUUUACGUCGCGCUGCCGAACACCGUCGUGCACUAUUCGCUGCAGGACCACGCGGAGGUGAACGAAUUCAAGCACAACAUUGCGGUCAAAGCGGUCUAUCCCAACGCGAACGGGACGCGGGCCGCGCUGCUGGACACGGGAGGGAAUCUGAUGGUGUACAGCCCGGUGUCCGAUGAGUGCGUUCAGGUCCCGUCGGCUCCGCAGCAGCUGCAGCAGUUGCUUUGGGAUGUCGUGGAACCAAACUGCUUUCUGGCGCACGACGGGCAAACCAUACACGUCUACUACUACGUGUCACACCACCGCGACGGGACCCUAGUGCGGAAACUCGCGGAAGAGUACUCCUUCAGCAGCGGGAUGUCGGGAGGGUCAUCGGGCGCCGGCGCAUCGGCGUCCUCCUCCUCCUCCUCGUCCAUAAGACCGAAAUCAGCAGAGGCCGAGACGAUGCAAAUGCCUUCCGACGUGCGCCUACUGAUGCUCUACGACGGCAGAGUCAUCUGUCAGUCCACGUCAGGAGCGCUGGAAAGCUUCCCACUGAAAACGCACAACUCACUGGUGCGCGGUGUGUGGUUUUGUUCAUCUCUAUGUUGAUAUGUGCUGACAGUGAUAUGGUCGUUCGAGGAGCAGAGUUCCCUCAUGUUCGCUCGCCGUAGUUUCGUUCUUCGCACUAGUUUUCUACUUUUUGCAGUGCCAGUGCCUAGUGCCCCCAUCAAUCUCUGCCACGCAUUAUCAUCCCCAGGUGCCUUUCGACCAGGGAAUGCUCGAGAAAUCCUUCUACCAGAACCUCGCCCUCAACAGGCUACAGAGCGCUUACAAUUACGCAGCACAGCUGCGGCAGAAGCAGUACUGGCAAGCGCUGGGCUGGUUUGCGCUCGAAAACCUAGACGUCGAGGUAGCGCAGAAGGCCUACGCGCGAUUAGCGACCGAACCUGGAAUGGUUUUCACCCUCCAAGACCUGGCAGAGAUAGAAUCCAAACAGGAGCUUUCGGGUAUUCUUGCAUUGUCUACGUUCAACACACCAGAAGUCUUGAAGUUAUUUUUGAUCGACAUUGAAAAUGUAGUAGUAGUUUGGUUCCACGUAAUACGUGUCUGCUAAUUUGUUCGCAAGUCGACCUGCACUUCAGCAAGCGCGUUUCUUCCACCUACGAUAUAAUCAGGUCACAUUUAUCAGCUGAGCGGGCAGUUUCGCCAAGCGCAGGAGACAUGGCUGCGCGACGGGGGUGUUUUCGGUGGGGAUGCGCUGCUGAUGCAAGUGGAUCUGAUGAACUGGAGCGAGGCUAUUCCCCUGGCGGAAGCGUAUGCGCCCUACAAGCUGCCGAUCAUCUACUUCCGAACCGCGCGCCAGCUCGAGCAAAAGGGCGAGUACCAAGGGGCGGUGCAGUACUACCAACAGAGCUUGCUGCGUCCGGACAGCGAGGGCGGGGACUCGUUUCUUAUCGCCAAAAUCGACGCACACAACGAAGAAGUGCAGUCGGGUCUCGCCAGGACAUUGCUUCGUACAAAAUUUUUUUCGACCAACGGCUUUGAUGGCUCAUAUUCAUUUUGUUGGCGAUGCUACUGCCUGCUGUUCGAAUCUUCGUACAGCAAUAGGAAGAACGAGGUUCUUUUUUGCUUUCAACAAGAACUGCUUUAAUGCAAUGAUGGCACGCAGCCAUUCAUCGAACUCAGGAACCGGCGACAUCGCGACUGGUAUACGGCUUGCGCGUGAGGUCGGAAAUAUGAACCUAUACAAGGAGUGCGGCGCGCUUUUGGAGUCAAUCAAGCACAACGUAGAGGCGGGGCAAAUGUACGAAAAAGCAGAAAACUACGAGAAGGCAGCGUAAGAUUUGAAUUUUGUGGUCUCCUUUAUGGUUUGCUUUUCUUCUUCUGCGGCCUAGGAUGUUGACCCAACAUCAACUAAUUAUGUGGUGCACAAAAAUACUAAUACAGGAUGCUCUACAUCCAAGACAUGAAUUUCGACGCUGCGACGCCUUUGCUUGGAAAAAUACAAACGCCGAAGCUUUUCCUGCAGUAUGGGAAAGCUAAGGAAUCUCGGGGGCAGUACAAAGAAGCGCUCGAUGCGUACGAGCGAGGCAAGGACUACGAAGCGGUCGUGCGCCUGUUACUCAACCACCUUGAGCGACCAAGCGAGGCGUUUCAGCUGGUACUUCUUUCUUUGUGUAGCCGUAGAUACUUUGACUUACGUCAGUGCAUUGAAGAGCAACAGUGCGAUUGGCAAAAGAUGAAAGUGGCAAUAAUCUUCACGACCCUCUGAUCGUGUUUGACUUCUACUUUUACUUGCCCUCUAACUCUGAGGUACGGGAGACGCGGCUACAGCAGGGAGCCGAGUUGAUCAGCGAAUACUGCAGGAGAAGAGGGGACAUUCGCAGCGCGAUCGAGUUCUUGCUGAUCGGCAACAGCAGCGAGGAGGCCUUCCAGCUAGCGAGCACGCACGACGAGAUGGAAACUUUCGAAACGGUGCUGAGCACCAUUCACCUGACCAUCGCCGACGAAUUCCACAAGAAGAUAGCGCAGUACUACGAAAACCGCUCCCUGCUGAGCAAAGCCGCUCAGCACUACGCCAACUGCUCUGACGGCGUCGAGACCGCGCUCAGGUGUAGCUCUAGGAUGAAGGAGAUAUUUUUGCUUCAAAUUAACAUCAAUGUGUUGAAUGAUUUAUUAUCGGGAUCCUGCGAGCAUGAAAAAGAAAAUUAGUUCUAUCGAUCUUCACCAAAAAUUUCAAACAGGCUGUACCUGAAGAACGGUAGUGAUCCUGAUUUGCUUGCCGCCAUCGAUGUGGUUGGCAAGGCCAGACAGGAGAGGCUUACGCACGCCCUCAUCGACUACUUGAUGGGCGACAAUACGGCUAUCAACAGCUCUCUGGCAGCCAACAGCACGCAGCGGUUGGGACCCGUGGCGCCAAAAGACCCACAAUACGUCUACAAACUUCACAAGGCGCUCGGCAAUUACGAGCAAGUAUAGAUAAGCACGAAAGUGGCCUUUACUGUGAUGGUUGAUUUUGAUAGAUUUGAUGUAGUGCUGUUGCCGCGCAACAGCAAGAACUUUGAAGUUUUUGAUACUGGGACGUAGAUUUGACAAGAAUCAGUCAGGUGCUACUUGAAAGAUAACCACCAAACAAUCGUUUGCAACCCAGGCGGCGAAAACAGCAUUGGUAAUUGCCAAGCAGGAACAGGAUAGCGGAAAUUACCGAGUAGCACACGACCUGAUGUUCUCUACUUUUCGCGACCUUGGCGCACAGGGUUUGCCGAUUCCGCUCGACUUGUACCGCAAACUCGUGCUACUGCACAGUUACGUAAUAGUGAAGCGCAUCGUGAAAUCGGGAGACCACCUGAACGCCGCGCAGAUGCUGCUGCGCGUCGGCAACAACAUACAGCAGUUCCCCGAGCACAUUGUCCCCAUCCUGACCAGUGUGGUGAUCGAGUGCCAGCGCGCCAAUCUGAAGGAGGACGCCUACACCUUCGCAGUCAUGCUGAUGAGGCCGGAACACCGAUCUCAGGUCAGCGAACAGUACAAAAGGAAAAUCGAAACGAUUGUGCGGAAGAAGCAAGGGAGCGGUAUUCAAUCAUUUAAUCUGGCUGCGUGAGUGGUCGGUCUUGGUGCUUGUAUACGUGGAGGUUUUACCUUUCUUACCGGAUCACUCAUCUCUAUUGAGUUUUUACUAAAAUGAGAAGUAUGAUUUUUUCCGCUGAAAUCAAACUAAAUUUCCGAAAAUACCCACAGAGGACGGCGGGCAGCAGACUGUUCCGCACGCCGAGUGUCCGCACUGUGAAACGAGUAUCCCGCGCUCCUCCAUUGAGUGCGCGCACUGCUUGAACAUUCUGCCCCUCUGCAUCUACUCCGGUCUUUUUGUCACACGGGAGGACUAUUCUUUUUGCCCCAAGUGCCGGUUUCCGGCCCGGUACACGGAGAUUACGAAGGCCGCCGACGAUCCGUGCCCGAUGUGCGGCGCGCAAUUCCUGUCCCAGGACUUGGAGCUUGUGCGUGACACACUAUCCGCCCUCACGGAAUUCAACGACCAAUUUAAGAAGGGAAAGGUUGCGGAGGACCUCAAAAAGAUGAAGUUCGUGGCGCAGGAUGCACCGGAGAAAUAGAUAUAAUCUCCGGUUGUAGGGGGUGGAUGUUGCGGAAAGUUUUUGUACAAGACUCGCGCACCCGCAACAUUGCACCUCUCUGUGCCCUCUUGUAGGAGCUUCAUCGUUGCUACAUCACUAGCAAGUGAAUUUGGGUGUUAUGAUUCCUUGUUGUAUGUCCGGUUUCAGUUAUGCGCGCAUAGUAGUUUUUUGCAAUCAACAUCAAAAAGCAAAACGUCCAAGUUAAGUGAUAAACCGUCCUUCAAAUAAGCUACAGUGAUAAAGUCAAAGCUGUCAAAGGCGUGCAGGCUCCCUUCUGUGGUACUCACUAACUGUGUGUGCGUUUCGUUCUACUUGUGCGGACCGCAUUUGCACCCAAGUACUUACAGGAGCACAGCUACAGACACGCCCAAUGCGAGCUGUUGGGUUUUUCAAAGACUCUUGCAGAACGUUCUCCUGGAAUAGUUUUCCUUGGCGAGAAAUGCAAAUGUGGUAUUAAAGUUCGAAGGCAUUAUCCGAGCCUUCUCGUGCGUCUUCGUGUUCGAUGUUCAGUUUCUCUUUAUGGCGCGCGCUGUGGUAGUUGACAGAUUGCUGAACGAAUGCUGCCCAUUGCUGCUAUGCGUUAGGCGAACACCUUCGCCACGGUCGCCCACUUCAGCAGGCAGCGCCUGCAGACCUUGCGCGCAAAGGCUGGCCCCGACGCUUGCGCAGACCACCAACGUCGUGGCCAAGCGGCUGGAAGUGUGCCACUUGUGUGCUGUUGAUACAUAGGCACCCCGAAAAGGGGGCAGCGGCGAGCCGUUUUUGCGACGCUGCGCACCGCAGCGCGGCCGGACGGUGCGCGUGCAUCCGCCAGGCCCGCGGCUUUCGGGCUGCCUCCUUUCUCCAUGGAUGCCGGCACUUACUUGCCCGGCGAGCAAGGCUUUCCGGGUCAGCCGGGACGACACGGGCGGGGCCGGAGCUGCCUGAGCCGUCCGAAAGGGGUCACGGGGUCAAGGCAGAGCUGCGCAACAUGCUCGCAGAGGGCCCUUCCCUCAAGCCGUCCCAGCCACAAGACAAAACCCAGCAAAAGCGCGGCGGUUGUUCUGUGUCGGCGCCAGACUUCUCCGCGUGUUGUGAGGCUGCCGAGCCGUUCCGCGUUGUGUCGGUAUUGCUCGCACACCUGGCCGAGCGGUAUCGGGCAAGAAGUUUUUUGGGGAGGCCCUUGGCGGCGCGCCAACCACGCCCGGCACGGCUUGCAGCCCGGGGGGGGCGCGCGCUCUUGUCCCGUUCUGAUCCCGCGAUGUGUUGAGCGGUCCUGGAAGAAGUGGGCGGAGAAAGCCGCCAAACAACUCCGGAAGGGUGCGCCAGUGUUUGCUUCGCUGCCGGCGCUGGGGCGAGUGGGAUGGCGAGCGCAGGCGGGGGCAAAUCCCCCCGGUGAUGCGGCGCCCCCCGUGCUGCACGCGGCGGCGCUAGGGAUGGAAGAACUGGCCCCAUUGGGUAAAGAUGCCGCGCCGGCCCAGGGACGGAAAACUUCCAGGCGGAGAAGAUCGGCUGUCAGGCCUUUGCCAUUAGCCUGGGCGGCCGCGAUUGCGCAGCCCGAACUUCACGAGGGCGGGGCGCCGCUGCGUACUUAAACACUUAGGCGUCGCCCACAGCCAAGGAGCCCGGGAUGGCGUUGCGAAUCCUGGCGGCGCGGAUAGUGUCGGCGCACGCUUUGGGCGGCCGGCUGCGUGCGAGGAUACUGGCCGAGAGUCUUGGCCCAGACGUCCCGAAGGCUGUGGCCCGCCUCUCGCCCAAGGGCCUGCCUGGCUGCCGCAACGGACUUGGGGGGGGGGGGGCGCCAAUGUCGGGCGCGGCGGGCCCUCCCCGUGGCCCCGCCUCAGCUCGCCGCAGGUGGGUCGCUCUGUAUGCCGACGACCACACGCCCCACCUGCCGGCGCUGGGUCGGUCGCUUGCGCCUGCGGGCCCGCUGGUGGUCGGGCGGGGGUGGGGGCCCGCCGCGCUGGUUACUCUGUCCGCACGCAGGCAGACCGCCCCCUUGGGCAGACAGAUUCCGUCGCUGCGUGGUGCACAUGCGCAGGCGCCGUGGCUUUUAUUGCGAGCGUGUGCCUGCAGCCAGUAUUUACUCAGGCAACUUCGUAGCUGUAUGUUUGCAAUUGCACCAACCGUGAGGGCGUCCAGCUGCGCAGCUGUUCUCGCGUUUGCGUGCGGUAUCGGAGGCAGGGCUCAGUGUAUAAGUAUUAGUCUUGCCUGCGGACGUAUUUGUGUGUGUUCGCCGUGUGUGAUAUAUAGGAAUGUGUUGGGUUUCUUAUUCUUGUGUAUUCGUCUGCCUCUGAUUUAUUGAGCGGUGGCGCAUUUCACGUUAUCCUGCUCGAUUCUGCUUCUACCUUCAGUAGCCUUCCUUUCUUCGCCUCGUUCCUCAAUGAUACGUAGCUGCUGCACAUGUGAGCGCUGCUCUUCCGAUGGGUCGGCGCGGCCUAAAGCAAUAGAAGAAGUGAAUUGUCUUUGUCGUGGAUAGCGAUGGCGUUCGAAGUCUCGAGCGUUUCGUGAUAGUCGCAGCGGUCCGGCGUUCGUUGUGGGCAGUGGGGUGCCCACAUGGACCAGAAGCGUGGGACUUAGCAGCGUGCCGUGGUGCAGUCGCAAGAGCAGCGCCGCAGCCACCAGGACGCAGCUGAGUGACCACCAUGAGUGCUUCUGUGACUUACGAGGCCAUGGCUGCUGGCUGGUUUGCGGGGCUAGUCAAUAUCACGAUUGGCCAUCCCUUCGACACGGGAAAAGUCCGCGCCCAAGCUCGAGUCUCCGACAGCGAUGGUGGGAUCCGUCAGCUGCUGCGUUCGCCUUCUUCUGCAGGUACGGACUUCUGUCACCUUUGUGCAAGUAUGGAAGCACGCUGUCAAGGUAGUGCAGUAUGUAUGACAACCACAUGCAAAAAGUUGCUGGAUUGAUGCCAACGAAAAUUUCUCAGGUUCGAACAUCGGUAGCACUGGUUCGAGGGUUUUCGCGGGCGGAGGCCCGAUUCCGGCAGGAACUGCCAGUGACCGCGCUCGGCAGUAUGCGAAGGCCAUUCGCGUUCUUUACCGUGGAAUCCAUGGCCCGUUGCUGACCAGCGGAUUGAGCAGCACGCUGAUGUUUGGGAGUUGGCGAUACUUCAAGGAUCAGCUCUCCGUGGUGCCUGCAUUCGAUCCCGCCAACUGCGCUGACCCCCUAACGGCAACCCGGCAGACCGUGCUAAUCGACUUUGUGGCGGGGUGCGGGAGCGGCUGGGUCAAUGCGAUCCUCAUGUUUCCAGUGGUGUGCGUGAAGCUGCGGGCGCAGGUGACGCCCGCGAGCGCGGUACCAACCUCGUUCUUCCGGUCGGUGCGUGAUGUUCUCCCCUGGAUGAGACAGCCGUUGACGCUACUCCGCCUCGGCUAUUUACCGCACUUGAUCCAAGAGGGGAUUGGUCGCGGCUUCUACAUGGCAACGUUCACCUACUUGUCGGGCCAAUGCAGCCGCGCGGACGAGGCGGACGGGUGGCCGCGCCCCCUGGCCGGCGCCGCCGCGGGGAUUGCGGGCUGGACAGCCACCUACCCCUGUGACGUCAUCCGCAGUCGCAUGCAGCGGGACUUCCAUCAGCAUGGGCAGCUGCCGCACCAGGCCAAACUGCAAUCCAGCUGGAUCAAGUACGCUCGUCAGAUCCACCGCAAAGAAGGGCUUUCCGGUUUAUAUCGGGGCUUAUCUUUUUGCAUCCUGCGGGCUGCGCCCGUCGCAUGUUUCACUCUUCCCGCAUAUGACAUGUGUUUCAACUUGCUGCAUGAUAUGAACCGCCAAUAGAAGUAGACCGCGCCACGGCCACCGGGGACGACGAGUUCUGGCGACGCCUGAUUGGUUCUCUCUUCAUCUGCUCCACUCCGGAGUCGUACCGUCAAGCGACGCUUCUGGUCCGCUAGUCGAUUGGCUCUCACGGCGCAGAACAAAAAAUAAGUAUGUACUUCUCGGUAGAUAGCAUAAUUUUUGUUUCGAAGGCUUCACCAUUA